Messenger RNA from Centrocercus urophasianus (Greater sage-grouse), 5221 nucleotides. RefSeq names its product YES proto-oncogene 1, Src family tyrosine kinase (gene YES1). Gene Ontology annotation, cellular component: extrinsic component of cytoplasmic side of plasma membrane. Gene Ontology annotation, molecular function: ATP binding; non-membrane spanning protein tyrosine kinase activity; signaling receptor binding. The transcript is spliced from 13 exons. The record is from RefSeq and is a predicted model, not a curated record. NCBI's taxonomy places the organism in Eukaryota, Metazoa, Chordata, Aves, Galliformes, Phasianidae. The coding region runs from base 278 to 1903 and encodes 541 amino acids. Gene Ontology annotation, biological process: innate immune response; protein phosphorylation; cell differentiation.
UCGCACGCACCGGAGCGCCCGGCUCCCUCCUCCUGCUCCUUUUCCCUCCUCCCUUCCCCUCCUCCCCCCCUUCCCUCCCCGGGUCGCCGCGGCUCCGGGAGGAGCGGGGGGGGCCCCGCUUCCUUCCCUCUCCCCCUCCUUCUCCCACCCGCGCCACUGAGGACGGGCAGUGUCUUCCAUUGCUCCAUUGGUUCUGCUGGCUGUGGUUUGUUCUGCUUCUGUGAAAUCAAAAGGAUUACCAUGGGAGCCACAGAAUUUUUCAUUUAUAAAAGCAAUCAUGGGGUGCAUUAAAAGCAAAGAAGAUAAAGGUCCAGCCAUGAAAUACAGGACUGAUAACACUCCAGAACCUAUUAGUUCCCAUGUCAGCCAUUACGGGUCAGACUCCAGCCAAGCAACACAGUCACCGUCAAUAAAGGGAUCAGCAGUUAAUUUUAACAGUCAUUCUAUGACUCCUUUUGGAGGGCCCUCGGGAAUGACACCCUUUGGAGGAGCAUCAUCUUCAUUUUCAGCUGUGCCAAGUCCAUAUCCUAGUACUUUAACAGGUGGUGUUACUGUAUUUGUGGCCUUAUAUGAUUAUGAAGCUAGAACUACAGAUGACCUUUCAUUUAAGAAAGGUGAACGGUUCCAGAUAAUAAACAACACGGAAGGUGACUGGUGGGAAGCAAGAUCCAUUGCUACAGGAAAAACAGGCUACAUCCCAAGCAAUUAUGUAGCUCCUGCAGACUCCAUUCAAGCAGAAGAGUGGUAUUUUGGUAAAAUGGGCAGGAAAGAUGCAGAAAGACUACUUUUAAAUCCUGGGAACCAGCGUGGUAUUUUCUUAGUAAGAGAGAGCGAAACCACUAAAGGUGCUUACUCCCUUUCCAUACGUGACUGGGAUGAGGUCAGAGGUGAUAAUGUGAAACACUACAAAAUCAGAAAACUUGACAAUGGUGGAUACUAUAUCACAACCAGAGCACAAUUUGAAUCUCUACAGAAGUUGGUGAAGCACUACAGAGAACAUGCUGAUGGACUGUGUCAUAAGCUGACAACUGUUUGUCCCACAGUGAAACCACAAACACAGGGACUAGCAAAAGAUGCCUGGGAAAUUCCUAGAGAGUCUUUGAGGCUGGAAGUUAAGUUGGGUCAAGGAUGUUUUGGUGAAGUGUGGAUGGGAACCUGGAAUGGAACCACAAAAGUAGCAAUUAAGACACUUAAGCCCGGUACAAUGAUGCCUGAAGCUUUCCUUCAGGAGGCUCAGAUCAUGAAGAAAUUACGACAUGACAAGCUUGUUCCACUGUAUGCCGUUGUUUCUGAGGAACCAAUCUACAUAGUCACUGAAUUCAUGACAAAAGGCAGCUUAUUAGACUUCCUGAAAGAAGGAGAAGGGAAGUUCUUAAAACUCCCACAGCUGGUGGACAUGGCUGCUCAGAUUGCUGAUGGCAUGGCUUACAUUGAAAGAAUGAACUACAUCCACAGGGAUCUCCGGGCAGCUAACAUUCUUGUAGGAGACAAUCUUGUGUGUAAAAUAGCAGACUUUGGUCUAGCAAGGUUAAUAGAGGACAAUGAGUACACUGCAAGGCAAGGAGCUAAAUUUCCAAUUAAAUGGACUGCUCCAGAAGCAGCAUUGUAUGGUCGGUUUACAAUCAAGUCAGAUGUGUGGUCAUUUGGAAUUUUACUGACCGAGCUGGUAACAAAGGGGAGAGUACCAUAUCCAGGAAUGGUGAAUCGGGAAGUUCUGGAACAAGUGGAACGUGGAUAUAGGAUGCCUUGCCCACAGGGCUGCCCAGAAUCCCUCCAUGAGUUAAUGAAACUAUGUUGGAAGAAAGACCCUGAUGAGAGACCAACAUUUGAAUAUAUACAGUCUUUCCUGGAGGACUACUUUACUGCUACAGAACCACAGUACCAGCCUGGGGACAAUUUAUAAGCCAACAGUCUAUAUAACAUGCACAAAUCUGCCAAAUGUAAAAGACUUGCAAAGAAUUCCUGACGUCUGUAAGGAAUCAAAGGAAAGAAAAUCUUCGCUACUUUGCAUGCUCUUAAUGGCAAACUGGAAUUUCAUAAUACGGUUGCACAAGACCACUUUUCAAGUGUUAUAAUCUAAUUUACCAAUGACAUGUCUUUAUUUCCUAUUUCCCAACUUAUUUCAGGGUCCAAAGGAAGCUUACUGAAAAUGUGAGGUAGUAAAAUGAGUGUUGGUGUGAACGGUAGCAGGAAAAAAAAUGUUUCAUAUAUUUUAUUUGUCCAACAUUUAAUCAUCUUCUGAAAGAGGGAAUUGUCUGGAAGUGAUCUUGAGGGAGGACGUUUUUAAAGCAGAAGAACUUUGUGGGACCAAGGAAUUCCAUUCCAGUUCUAUAAAAUUUCCUAUGUCCAAAAUUAUGCCCCCCCCCCACGCCCAAGUAUGGUACCACCAUAUUUGAUGCAUAGUCUUGAUCUUUAAGCUUCCUUUUGCAUGGUCUGAAUUUGGGUAGGCAGGUUAAAAAAGAAAUUGGAAUGGUGAGUGACGAUCUUGAUCUGAAUGGUACACCUCAAUAGUGAAAUUAGAGAGCGUAACACACUGUGUUAAUACUUGUAUUAAUAUAACUGGAAAGUAGCAUGAGAGAUUUUUCUUUUUCUCUUUCUGCGUAGCUGAUUAAGAAUAAUGAAGGUAACUAGAAAAUGAGGUAAUAUUUUAUAAAUUUAUGUGAUAAAGUAUGGUGAUAUUUGAACUUGAAACUAUGUGAUACAAUCAGGGGAGGAAAUCCUUUAAAAAUUCUAAGUUCCUAUCCUACAGUGAGCUCUUAAGUGGGAAGACUACCUGAACAAAGCUCACCUUGAGAGCUAGGCUGGAGGUGGUAAAUGGACACUUCUUAGUCCUUUUGCAGAGACAGAUUUGGUACUGUUGUAUGUGGCUCGUGUGUUAGUAAGGGUGGGUGCCACAAACGUUAGAUGUCACUAGUUCAGGGAUUUGAUUGCACUUUUGCUUUUCUUGACUAUUAAGACACCCUAGACACAGUUGCUCUUCCCUCUUACGCCCCCCAGAAUUAUUUAACUAAAAAUAAACAAAAGAAAAUGUGAAAACUUAAAAACUAAAGGGAGAAAAUAUAUUUAAUGUUGUCCAGAUGAAGUGACAUGGAAAUUUGCUGGCAGUUGGCCCAGCUCACACUACAUCCAAAUUUAUUUUCUUUGGCUACUGACAUAUCAAGCAAUAACAUCAUGUCUUUUAUUCAGCAAUUUGCAUGACGUUUUUGAAUUUCUGAUUGAGCUUAUAUACUUUAAUUUUGAAACACUAAACUCUUACACAGCUGUCAGGUUUGAAUUCAUAUUAGCAUUGUAAAGCUAUCCAACAAAUGAUUUUCAGAAAAGCUGAUGAUAUAGUUCUGGUACUAAACCUAUCAUUUUUCAUGAGUUUGUACUCAGUUGAAUCCAGCUACCAAACAGAUCUUUGUAAGAACAGUGCCAUCAUUUUCCAUUUUCUGUCAUCAUCACUCAUCACCUAUACAUCUGUGGUUAUCAAAUUUUAAAAGGGCUUUAUGUAAGAAAAACAAAACAAAGAAACAAAAAACCCACAAAAAAACAACAAAAAUUUAAAAAAAUAUAUAUGAUGGAAUUUUAAUUUUUCUAAGUAUUUUAAAAUAAGUAACACAAUCAUGUGAGUUUAUGUAUUAAUACAGCUAUAACAAAAAAUGCCAAAAAUGACAUUGGCAUUGUUUGGAUUUUAAUUACAGAAUGGAACAGUUCAUUGUAAUAACACUUGUAUAGUAAAGGAAUAAAACACUAACUUAAUGAACGUGUUCAUUGUAAAUGGUUGUGUAUUAUAAGACUUCUCCAAAAGAGUUUGUAUGUUUAUGAAAAUUUAUUUGUUUCACCAGAAGAUCUUGAUGAUGUGGUUCUUACCCUAACAGAAUUUAAAAUUCACAUUCACACUUUUUAUAUAAAUAGUAAUAAGUUUAAUUAUGUAACUAAGUAUUUUUAUAAAGUAUGGCAUUGUUGAACUGUUUUGCAGAAUUGGUUCAAAAUAAAUUUCUCCUUGAUUGCAUCUGCUUAUUUGGGAGGGGAAGAGACACAGGGGGGAACAAAAGCAGAGUGGUCUUCAUAUUGAGGGGAAAAGGAGUGGAAUAAAAGGGAGACUGAACUUAGAAGCUGUAGCUGUCUUGUUGACUUUGGGAUGUAUUUUUAUCCACUGUAAACUGUUCCAGUGUACUUUAAAGAUGCUGACUUCGUGAUGUGUUAUAAACUAUUGGUGUCAAAGAGGAGAUAUUUUCCAGAGCAGUUCAGAAGUCCUUGGCAGGAAUUGGCUAGAAUAAUUUUGUCUAGACUUAUUUUGAGUCUCUUUUAACAGCUGGAUGGACAGACAGGCCUGGGGUUCUCAGUAGAGAACUUCCAAAGUGGGCUCCCAACUGGCAGCUGGGCUGUGGGGCAGGGGCCUUCCCUUCCUCUUUUAUCUGCUGUUGGCAGCCUCUGGUGGCUUCUGCACAAUUCUUUCAGGGAAUUUUCUAAAUCUGUUCUUGUGGUAGCUGGUGUUUUAUCUCAACUUCAUUGAAUGUUAUCUGUCUUAAAGGCCAGUACAACUCAGAUCACAGAUCCUGAAGUUCAUGAGCAGCGCCACUAUAGAUGAGGCAGCUGUGCUGUCGGCGGCUGGUUUUGUUUCAGUAACGACUCGUAACAGAGCACUAAGAACAUUUUUACAGAUUCUAUGACCCGCAACAUGUACUGUACUUUAAGUAUGUCCUGUAAUGUAAUUGAUGUUUUCUAUUUUUAAUGGUAACAAUCGUGUAAUUUCUGGUAAUCUCCCUGUUGUCCAUCCCACCAUUACCACGUCUGCUCUUUGUGAGAGGCCUGCAGGUUGUUUCUGUCAUUCAUUCUUUCAAACUGUAGUGUUGUCAGAAUAUUUUCAUAUUUUUGAGUAAACUUCCAAACAUAAAAACGUCUAUGAUUCUACUGUUUAGAUAAAAUGAAAAGAACCUGAUGUGUUCUUAUCCUUCCCACUGAAUUGUCAUCUCGCUGGGGCUGUGACUAUCUCUUACCACUGACCAUUAACCUGAGAAAAAGGACCUUAAACAAAGAAAGUCUCCUGAAGCCUCCCAGGCAGAAUGCUGCCUUACCCACAGCCAUCUAAGAAUGCUCUCAGUUCUGAAGUGCACUAUCUACACCGUACUGAGAAACCUGAAACGUGGAAAGUGAAUACAAACUAAACGUAAUGAGUCCCUGCUCUUGUUAUUUGUGUUUAUCUGUUUAAUCCAAUAAAAUCCUUGGGUUUUAUUUA